Messenger RNA from Hydractinia symbiolongicarpus, 850 nucleotides. RefSeq lists its product as uncharacterized. The record is from RefSeq and is a predicted model, not a curated record. Bases 133 to 783 code for a protein of 216 amino acids. The transcript is spliced from 5 exons. NCBI's taxonomy places the organism in Eukaryota, Metazoa, Cnidaria, Hydrozoa, Anthoathecata, Hydractiniidae.
AAACAAUUUUUUUUGCCAACAUGAUACACAGGGAAAUACCCAAGUGCAAAUUCAAGUUUCAAAACGACUUUCGUGUUCGUUGUUAUUAAAGUUACACAGUUAAAAUUAUUUCUACUAAAGCAAGACGCAUAUAUGGCUGCCAGGAUACUUCUAUUUGUUUUACUGCUAACGAUAUCCAUAUCUCCUGUUUUAUGCGGAGAAGACGAAAUGAGUAUUUACCCCAUUUUUGUUGUAUGUAUUUUUGGUGUGUUCUGUGUGGUACUGGCAUGUUUUAAAUUGGUCCAGAAUGCACAACAUGAAGAAAAGCAAAGUGCUCCAUUAUAUUCUUCGUCACAAAAGAAUGCACAACAUGAAGAAAAGCAUAGUACUUCAAUAUAUCCUUCGUCACAAAAGGUUACACAGCACGUGAUUAUUGAUUUUGAUUCGGAUACUAGUCGUCAUUUACAACCAUAUGACAAGGAUGCGUAUUUUAAAAAAUAUUUAGAAAGGGGAGAUUUCCAAAAAGGAAUCAACUGGAAUCAUAUCGAAGAAGAGCAUCGUUCCAGUAAAAGCACUAAAAAAGGCCAGUUUUUGACGUCAAGUAGGUCGAAACUACGAAGAUAUUUUAGAUUGGCUGCAAGAGAUUAUGAAAGCAUAGAAGAUUCAUAUGGCAAAACAAAAGUUGUCAAAGCUACUUUAAACUCCCCGAUUGGCAAAAACAAAGUAUCCGGGAAAAAGCUUCGUCGGAUCUUAAUGGUAUUUGAUGCGGAUUUUAAGAUGAAAAGUGCAUACCCAAUACAAUGAAUUUAUAAUUUUUUACUAUGUACGUUCUUACUGUACGGUGUUAAUAUAACAAUAAUAUUCAUUUGGA